This is a messenger RNA of Scophthalmus maximus (turbot), 5693 nucleotides long. Its product is annotated as collagen alpha-5(IV) chain-like. Lineage: Eukaryota; Metazoa; Chordata; Actinopteri; Pleuronectiformes; Scophthalmidae. Gene Ontology annotation, molecular function: extracellular matrix structural constituent. Bases 176 to 5185 code for a protein of 1669 amino acids. Gene Ontology annotation, cellular component: collagen trimer; basement membrane. The record is from RefSeq and is a predicted model, not a curated record. The transcript is spliced from 52 exons.
GAAACCCACAUGGGGAACUUUAAUCUAAACUGAGGCAAUGACCCUAGGAUCCUCCACAGUGCAGCAGCGUGCGGAUGCACUUUGAAGGCUGGUUGCUGAGGAGGAUGCUCAGAGACACACUCAUCACCUCGGUGGAUACUCCUGACUUUCGGAUUUGACUAAAGCAAGAAAAGCCAUGGGAAAGCCAAUGUUUGUAGUUCCGCUGUUUGUGUUUGCCGUGAUGCUGAUAGGCACCGGGGCCAAAAAUUGUGUGUGCAGCAGAAAAUCCAGGUGCCACUGUAAAGGCGUGAAAGGCAACAGGGGAGACAAAGGCUUUCCAGGACUUGCAGGUCCCGCUGGACUAGAGGGUCGUUCAGGACCUGAUGGUCAUGCUGGGCCUAUGGGAACAAAGGGCAACACUGGGUCUGAGGGACUCUUGGGACCAAAAGGCGAUCCGGGACCUGAAGGCAAUGAAGGAUUUGCUGGUUCUCAUGGUUUACCUGGUGUUCCAGGUUUACAAGGGCCUCCGGGCCCCCCCGGCGCAUCAGGAUGCAAUGGAACUGAUGGAGACGAUGGACUACCUGGUGUUCCUGGGGCCCAUGGCAUUGAUGGACGUCCAGGUCCACCAGGUCUGCCUGGGCCUAAGGGUGAAUCUUGGGUGUCAGGAAAUUCGGUACCAGGGCCACCUGGGCUCACUGGCAGGGACGGAGAACCGGGAGUUCCAGGUUUCCGUGGAGAGACAGGACCAUCUGGUGACCCUGGACCAAGGGGAUCGGAUGGAUUUCCUGGUCAUCCAGGGGCUCAGGGAUCUAAGGGUCAAGGAGGCAUAGGCGGUAUUCCAGGACCUCUUGGACCAAAGGGGAGACCAGGACCACGAGGACCACCGGGGCAACCAGGUCGGAUUAAGGAGUUUUCAACUGACAUACAGCAACAGUUCAAGGGCCUAAAAGGAGAUAAAGGACAUAUAGGAGAAAAAGGCUGCAAGGGUGAACCAGGAGACAUUGGUCAUGGCUUUUACACCAAAGGCUCAAAGGGAGAUAAAGGACAGCAGGGCCCAGAAGGAAAGCCAGGGAAGGGUGGUGAUCCUGGGAAAUAUGGAUAUACGGGAAUACCUGGAGACAAGGGUGAUCCAGGUUAUCCAGGGACACCAGGAGGGAUGGGUGAAAAGGGAAAUAAAGGUCCACCUGGUUCACCUGGACAUAUAUUUGGGCCUAUGUCUGAGCCACUCAAAGGAUACCAAGGAGAUCCUGGCCCCCCUGGUACACCUGGGCUUCCUGGUCAUCAGGGUGCUGUGGGCUUUCCUGGACCAGAUGGACAACCAGGCUAUGCAUCUGGGAUUUAUGAUCCUGGCCCACGUGGUCCCCAUGGCUUUCAAGGUCCCAAAGGGGACCCUGGGGAGCCUGGGGAUAUUUAUACCGGACUCCCGGGUCUAGAAGGGGAUCCUGGUGAUCUAGGUCCACCAGGGGAUCAGGGCCCACCUGGACCUCCAGAAGAUAGAACUAACAGGAUUACCAAAGGUCCCCCAGGAAUUAAGGGAAUGACGGGUAACCCUGGAUUUAUGGGAAACGAUGGAACUUUUGGAAUGAAAGGACUAAAGGGGGAGCCCUGUAAUGAGUGUUCUGGAUCAGGACCCCCAGGAUUACCAGGCCCCCCUGGGCCACCUGGCCUUCCUGGCUACAAUCAAGGUCCAGGUGACAAAGGUGAUCCAGGCUUCCCAGGACCUAGAGGUUUACCAGGAAGACCAGGUCCCAUUGGUGAUACAGGAUUCCCAGGCCCUCCAGGUCCAAAGGGAGACUUGCAUUCUUACAAUACCUCAGGGAUAAAGGGAGAUAGAGGAAACCCAGGACAGCUUGGCAGCCCUGGUUCAAAUGGUCUCCCUGGUUCUCCAGGGUUCCCAGGUCGCAAGGGCAAUCAAGGCCCUCCAGGGGAUUUGUAUCCAUUCGCUGGUGUAGCCGGAGAUCAGGGUUUUCCAGGUCCGCCUGGGUCUUUAGGCAGUCCAGGACCAGUUGGCUUCCAAGGGCCAGUGGGAUAUGGGCCUGCUGGCCUUCCAGGAAGUAUGGGAGAUAUUGGGGUACCUGGCUUGCCAGGACAGCCUGGAACUCCUGGCCAGAAAGGGGAACCUAGCCACAUUCACACAAAAGGACUUCCUGGACCACCUGGAUUUAAAGGACUCCCUGGUUCACCUGGAAGCCCAGGUUUUCAAGGAGUGCCAGGUACCCCAGGAAUACCAGGUUUACCCGGACCGAAAGGAGAAAGUCUGUCAUUUCCUGGAAAGCCAGGGAUCACAGGACAAAAAGGUGACAAAGGGCAUCCAGGUACCCCAGGUCUUCCAGGUAGGGGUAGGGGCUUGCCUGGUCAGCCAGGUUUACGAGGCCCCCCUGGUGCUCCAGGACAGAAGGGGGAUAGUGGCCCUGGAAAACCUGGUCCCCCAGGCCUCCCAGGGGUUCCGGGAAAUGCUGGAGCUCAGGGGCCUGUAGGAGAUCCUGGGACUCCUGGUCUACCUGGGAACCUGGGCCAAUUUGGCAACCCUGGUUUUCCAGGAGAAAAAGGAAGUAAAGGUUCUGUAGGGCCCCCAGGACAACCUGGUAGCAAGGAAUCAUGUACAGGUUUACCUGGACCAGUGGGACUACCAGGACCAGAUGGUCUCCCAGGUCCUAAAGGCUGGCCUGGUGAAAAGGGUGAGCCAGGUUUACCAGGGUUAGGUCAUCCUGGCCCCCCUGGUGAGCCUGGUCCCUCUGGGUCUUCAGUGUCGGGUUCACGUGGACUUCCUGGACAAAAAGGAAUUAAGGGACAUAACGGCCUGCAUGGUCAACCAGGACUGAGAGGAGACCGUGGACCAGAUGGAUUACCAGGAUAUGGACUGGAAGGAUUGCCUGGAAUUAUAGGACCACCUGGCCAAAUAGGGUCCCCUGGCACUGAUGGAGCCAAAGGUUCCCGGGGUCUACCAGGCAUGAAUGGAGAGCCGGGUUUCAGAGGUCUUCCAGGCAGGGCACCACCAACACCAAUAGAAAUUAUUGGUGUCCCAGGAGAUCCUGGCAAUAUUGGUUACCCUGGUCAACCUGGUCCCACUGGAGACACUGGAAGUACUGGACCAAAAGGGCAAAGAGGAAGAGGAGAAGUAACAGGGGGUCCUGGACCGAGAGGUCCUCCAGGUGAUCCAGGUAUUGAUGGACCAGCAUUCUCAAGAGGAAGUCAAGGACCUCCCGGAGACCCAGGAGACCGAGGGGUAGGGGGACCUCCAGGUCUGAAAGGAAUAAAGGGAGAUCAAGGAAUCGCUGGAGGGCCAGGUCCAGAUGGUGCACCAGGUCAAACUGGCAACAAAGGGGUUAAUGGAGAACCAAGCUAUGGAUAUGGACUGCCUGGACCAAUAGGACAAAAGGGUGAACCAGGAUUAAGCAAUACAGAAGUGAGAAAAGGUCAGAAAGGAGAACCUGGUAGCCAUGGACGAGGAGGUGUACCAGGAAUCUCUGGAGCCAAAGGAAACCCAGGACCUGAUGGAGAUAAUGGUUCACCAGGCUAUCAAGGACCUAAAGGUUCAGAUGGACCUCCAGGAAGAAAAGGACUCUCAGGACCUAGUGGACCACCAGGAGAACAAGGUCCGCAGGGUCUCGGUGGUUAUCCAGGUCCUAAAGGCAACCAGGGCCGGGAUGGGAUCCCAGGACCACCAGGACAGAAAGGGGACAUCAUAAUUGAAAGGAUACCUGGAAAACGUGGUGACACAGGUCAACCAGGCCAAUCUGGGAACCCUGGUCCUCCUGGCUUGUCUGUAAGAGCAGGUACUGGACCCAAAGGAGACAGAGGGCUUCCAGGUCCACGUGGGGUUUGUGGUCCUAGGGGGUCACUGGGAAGAGAAGGGGCAUGUGUUCCUGGAUUGAAAGGAGACCGCGGCCAUCCUGGAAAUCCUGGAAGACCAGGCUGGCCUGGUUUACCUGGCCCUCCAGGUCCCACUGUACCUGGGUCAAAAGGAGACCGAGGGGACAUUGGUCUUAUGGGAAGCCGAUGUGCUUGUAGUCCACCAGGAGAUCCAGGACCUCAAGGGCCACCUGGUGCAAGAGGCAGACCUGGAGGCCCAGGGCCAAAAGGUGAUUCUGGUCCUCCUGCAAUCCAAGGCCCUCCAGGUGGCAGAGGAGACCCUGGAAACAUCCCAGGCCCGCCUGGCCAACCUGGACCCAGAGGUUUUCCUGGAAGACCUGGCCCUAAAGGCAAACCAGCAUUUGGCACCGACAUAUAUGAACCAGGACCUCCCGGAUUACCUGGUCACCCUGGUAAUCGUGGAGCCCCAGGGCGCACUGGACCAUCAGGACCAACAGGCCAUCAAGGUCAGUCAGGCAUCAAAGGAGGGUGUGGAUACAGCCCACUCGGACUGCCCGGUUUCCCUGGCCGCAAAGGAGACAAAGGAAUAGCAGGACUGCCAGGUCCACAAGGUAGUUCUGGAUACCCAGGCAGAAAGGGUCCUCCAGGGUUGCCAGGUAGAGGUGUUUCAUUUUAUGCUGACAGUUUCCUGAUAGCUAGACACAGUCAGAGCAGCCAAGUCCCUGACUGCCCUCAUGGCUCCAGCCUCAUCUUCUCUGGUUACUCCCUCCUCUUCAUCAACGGAAAUAAAAGAGCUCAUGGCCAGGACCUUGGCACAAUGGGAAGCUGUCUCCCUCGUUUCUCCACCAUGCCCUUCCUGUUCUGCGACACCGAAAGUAACUGUCGCUACGCUUCUCGAAACGACUACUCGUACUGGUUGUCUACUGACACCCCUAUGCCCACCAACAUGGUUGCCAUCACAGAGGAUAAGCUGGCCUCCUACAUCAGCAGGUGCUCAGUGUGUGAAACCACAUCCAACGUCAUAGCCGUCCACAGCCAGACAACUCUGAUUCCUCAAUGUCCACAAUCCUGGGAGUCCCUAUGGACUGGAUACUCAUUUGUCAUGCAAACAGGUGCUGGUGCAGAAGGCUCGUCCCAGCCUCUGGUCUCUCCUGGUUCAUGUUUGGAAAGUUUCCGCCAAGUGCCCUUCAUUGAAUGUCACGGCAGGGGAACAUGUAACUACUACCCUGAUUCCUAUAGCUACUGGAUGGCCUCCCUCGACCCCGACAACAUGUUCAGUAAACCUGUUCCUCAGACAGUGAAGGGACCUGCACUACAACGUGUCAUCAGCCGUUGUCGGGUCUGUAGGAAACCAUUGCAGCCUGCAGGUGACGGACGAGGGGACAGUUUUUAACAGAGUAUUUCAUUAUUUUCGGAGGAGAGAGGGAACAGUCUUUUUUAGUGUGUAGUGUGCAUAUCUGCUGACUGAACUUGUGUGUCUUUGCUAUAAAAUAAAAGAAAGACAAUUCAGCCAAAUUGCCAAUCAUCUUUGAAGACGGUUAUAUAGGCUCUGAAAAUGGUGAAUAUUAAAAUUAAUGAAACAUGUAGUGAUGUGUUAUAUUUUAUGGAUGCUGUAGUGGGCCACCAGAGUGUAAUUAGUCUUGUGGCUCAAUAAUAACUUAUUAUAGUAGUAGUAAAGGUAACAGCUGAAGUAAUACUAGUAUCAACUGCAGCACUGAGGCUUCUUGGAUGAGAGGCGAAACAUCUUUAAGAGUGUGUUGAUUUGAAAACUUCAUUUGAUAUUAUAUAUAUCUCCGUGACAAAUUGAAACCCAGACUGUGAACAUGUAUACCUUAACUGAUAAAAUGUCAUGCAUCACCAUGUGGCACCAAUGUUUUUUUGGAUUAAAAACUAAAAACAAA